GUUGCCUUGAGAACUCAAACAAAUCUAUCAUCUUGUUUUUCACCUACGGAAGUCGUUUGUAUCUGCCAAAAUGAAGAAAAUCUGGGUCAAGAUAGGUUUGAAAGGCGCAUAAUCUGGUAAUUUAGUAUUGGUGACUCGUAUUUAGUCGUCAUGCUACCGUCUCGUUCAAACAGUCGACUGCAAAACAGUAACACAAAUCUUCGUGGACGAAAUAGUAAAGAAAUAAAGCCGAAGAACUAUGCUGCUUGGGAAGGAGUUCUCUCGUCUACUAGCCCAAUAAACAACAGUCGUAGCUUCGAAAGUUUUGCACAAAACUGGCGAAGCUCUUCUCGCCAAGAAUUACACGAUUCUAGCAGUGAAAAUGAUUUUUUUGAUGGACGUCAAUCAUUUCCCUUUAAUCGAUCUUCAGUUUCUUUAAACAAAUCCUUUCCACAAGGCGAUCAAAGUGAAACAAACAUUACAGACAACCAACACGUUCCUCUUCGCUCUUACUCAAAAUUUGAUGAAAGGUAUUAUGAAUUUUUGAGUUCUAGUCGUCUCAUUCAUAACUCUCCGGACCACAAGGCGUCCUCCGAAUUGCUGAUUGAGAAAAUCAAAAAUGGUGGUUACGUCGAUUUUUCUGACUUUUUACCGCAAAAUAUCUUGGAGUACACGGCUUGGGAUAACAGACAUGUAUCACACAGUGUUGAUGCAUCCUCAACACCACAGAUUACUGAAUUUGCAGAAUGGAUACAAUGUAUGAUGGUAUAUGUGUCAGUUUUGUGUGAGGAAUAUCCAGAGAGAACUGCGGACAUGUUGGGUUAUAUUGCAAACAUUGCAAUGCUUUACCAAGACAGUGAUGAGAGGGGAGCAUGGUUAAGGUAUGACAUUGCUUUUCGCAGAAAAGCAUCAUCCAGAAGGUUAUUAACAUGGUCCAAAUGGGACAAGGAGCUGUGGGUGUUAGCUACAUCAAGUGAAGCCAGACAGAAUGUACGCUGUAAGUCUUGUCUCACCUCCAUGCAUGAUGAAGAAAGCUGCCCAUUUUCAAAACAGGCCGUGGAAUUUGAGCAAUUAAAGAAAAGUCAAAGUCAUAUUAUCGAAAGGAAAGAACCGUUGAGUCCAAAACAGUCGAAAAGCAAUACUAAAGUUGCUCAAAAGCUCCCAAAAGAAACCCUAGAGUUGAAAUUUGCUUUUGGUUACCAUGGUUAUGAUGCAUGUAACAAUGUUUUCUAUACGGUAUCAGAUGACAUUGUAUUUCACAUCGCAGGAUUAGGCAUUUCUUACAACCGUUCAACUCAUAAGCAAUCAUUUUAUAAUGGCCAUACGGAUGACAUACUUUGCCUUACAGUUCACGAUGAUAAAAAUAUUGUUGCUACAGGACAGGUUGGCAAAAAUCCUGAAACACAUGUUUGGGAUGCAAAAACAAUGACUACAUUAUCAGUGUUGAAAGGUUUUCACAAAAGAGGAGUUACAUGUGUUGACUUUUCAGGGGAUGGAAAGAAACUGGCUGACGUCGGCCUUGAUGACGAUCAUUGCAUCUGUAUAUGGGAUUGGAAGAAAGCGGAAAAGUUAGCAACGACACGCGGACACAAGGACAAGAUCUAUGUUCUCGAAUGGAAUCCUUUUAAUGAAAAUUAUUUUGUUACUGUUGGAGAGAAACACAUCAAGUUUUGGACUCAUAAUGGUUCAAAGAUUGAUAAGAGACCCGUCACGUAUGGCAAAGUUGGCCAAGUUUCCUCAAUGCUUUGCAUCUGUCAUAGUCGGCACGAUGACCUUUGUUUUGCGGGCGCAGAUAACGGAGAGAUUUAUGUGUGGCAAGGAACAACCUUACGUCGAACUAUCAAAGGUCAUAAGGGAGCUGUUUAUGCUAUGUAUGCGUUGAGGAAUACGGCGACAGAGGGUUUUGUGACCGGUGGUAAAGAUGGCGUUGUUGUUGUAUGGGACAUGUUUUUUGAACAUUGCUUGAAGGCAUUCAGGGUCGAGCGAACUGUUAUGAACUACGGCUCAAUACUAUUGGAUGAUUGUCCACCAAUUAGAUCCAUUCAUACGAACGCGUCGCGGAUUUUGAUCGGUACUGGUCACAACCAGGUCAUUGAGAUUGAGGAAGAUGGAAAGAUGUCUAUUAUUACUCAGGGACAUCGUGAGGGAGAGGUUUGGGGACUAGCUGUACAUCCUUAUAAAGAGGAAUGUGCGACGGUGAGCGAUGAUAAGACUCUAAGGGUCUGGGAUCUAAAGAAUAUCCGCAUGAAGCAAGUGAAGAAGCUAAAACGCGGUUCUAGAUGCGUGGCCUACUCUCCAGGCAGUGAUACUAUUGCAGUUGGACACAAUGAUGGCAGUUUUAGUAUCGUUGAUGCGCAAACUUUGACACUUAUCGUAAACUUCAAAGACAGAAUGGAAGAGAUGUCCGAUGUGAAAUUCUCUCCUGACGGAAAGUUUCUGGCUGUGGCCUCUCACGAUAAUUUCGUGGAUAUUUACAACGUAAAGAGAGGGAAACGGGUCGGCAUUUGCAAAGGACAUUCCAGCUAUAUAACUCAUGUUGACUGGGAUAUACAAGGAAAGUUAUUGUUGUCGAACUCUGGUGCCCGGGAGUAUCUUCUCUUUGAAGCUCCGCGAGCAUCGAGAAAAACAAUGAAUGAUAGAGCGAUAAUGAGAGUUGAGUGGGAUACAGUCACUGGAGUACUGGGUCCAAAUUUAAACGGUAUAUUCCCUCCUGCUACUGACGUCACUGAUGUGAAUGCCACUUGUCGAAGUAAGGAUCAUUGUCUUUUGGCGACUGGAGAUGACUUCGGUCGAGUAAAAUUGUUUAACUAUCCUGUUACGACGAGUGGGGCAAAAUACCGUCAAUACAAUGGUCAUUCUUCUCACGUGACAAAUGUGAGAUGGACAAACGAUGAUAAACAACUGGUGACAACUGGAGGCAUGGACACGAGUAUACUUAUUUGGGAAAGACGUCGUGUAGAACGCGAGGAAAAAGAAGAAAUCUCUCGUGUUGAAGGAAUUCUGGUACAACCAAAAUUCAUUCCUACAGGACCUAUCAGAAACCCGGUCGCUAAAGGGAAGCCACAGUUAUGAUAGUUGAAUAAAAAAUGGCGAAGAUGAUGUUGUUUCUUCUGUAAAUACGCAUCGCCUUUGAAGAGAUGUCCAUCACUAUGAUCAUAAACUCAAGACUGCGUUUACCCUCCGUGUGACAUAUAGACAUCCCGCUUUUAUUUAGCUCAGCUAUGAAAACAUGCGGGGAUUUCUGGCUUAUGUGUCACAUCUUCCACUGUGAAAAACGGACUCUGCACGAAUUUUUCCUUUUUCUGUCUCAUGUUUCAUUAUGAGACCUUUUUCAGGACAGCAAUCAUCAAAGUAACGUGUUGUGUACAGGGUAUCUCAAAAACCCACAAAACUUCCGAAGUUAGAACAAUUGACAUAUGUUAUGUGUGGCAUAUUUUGAUGAUGAAAGAGAGUUUAUGAAAAGCUAAACAGGAUUUCUUUACAAUGUGCUCAAUUGUUUCCCUACUUAGUUGUGAAUGAAAAUAAUUACGUUAAUAAAUUACGCCCGUGGAGACCAACAGAAAGCCGAGUUAUUAAAAUUUUCAUGAAGAAAUCGUUAUGGGAAUCAUCAGAAGUUUUGUGUUGCUUUUUGAGGAACCCUUUACAUACAGAAUUGUCCUGGUUCAACUUUGGUACCAAUUGGUGCCGAUUCAUGUACUUUUAAACGUUCGUAGACUUCAAACGGUUGCAGUUUUUUUAAAAAACCUUGCAUACAAGCAAAUAUCUGUAAAAAAACAGCUUGGGAUAUAUAUUUAAAAUCUUAUAUUACACCAAACAUUAUAGUCGUUGUUACAUGAAGUAUUCGAAAAUAUAUAUUGUGUAAUAA
This is a messenger RNA of Xenia sp. Carnegie-2017, 3844 nucleotides long. Its product is annotated as echinoderm microtubule-associated protein-like 6. NCBI's taxonomy places the organism in Eukaryota, Metazoa, Cnidaria, Anthozoa, Malacalcyonacea, Xeniidae. The record is from RefSeq and is a predicted model, not a curated record. Gene Ontology annotation, molecular function: microtubule binding. The coding region runs from base 151 to 3051 and encodes 966 amino acids. The transcript is spliced from 13 exons.